UCUCGUUCACUAAGGACAAUAAAACCGAGACAACAUUAGAGAAGCAGUUCAACCCAGCUCCUGUCCGAGUCUCCGCCGGUCAUACGGACACAGCGUCCUGGCCGAUUUACAGCAGGUUCCUUAACUUCAGCUCAGUAGACUUCAGCUAACAAGCUAAUAUAGCGUUAUGUCGGAGCACGGGAACAAUGAAGAGCUGGAGGUGGAGGAAGAUGAGGAGGAAAACACGGAAACAACCUCCCAACCAGGUGGAGACGAGGUGCACGCUGACAGGUCGACAGACGUGUUGCAGACUGUAGAAGAAGCUGAAACUCAGGCUGAUUGGCCCAGUGAUGCCGAACAGCUUAGAGAUCCUCAGAGAAAAGAAAAUGUUGGGAACUCCACAGCUACAGUGAAGGUGGUGCUGGUGCCAGAGGGUCAUGUGAUGACUGUGGCCUUCGCCAUCGGGCUUAGCAUUAAGGAACUGAAGUGUCACCUCGCCUCAGAGCUCAGAGUUCCUGCUGAGGUGCUUCAGAUCUCUCUGGAAGGCAGAGUGGUGGAGGAGGAGCAGAGCCUGAUCGAACUCGGCGUCCGGCCUCAUGGCUCCACCCGGAUGGAGAUGAGCUCCACCGACCCGACCACCCCACUCCGUCCCCUUCGUCCCCCAGAGCAGGACAACAUGCAGGACGUCAUUACCGUCCGUGUCCAAACAGAUGAGGGCGAGUUCCAGGAGGUGGUGGUGGAGAUUGAGCGUCCCCGCCAGUGGAAGCCCUUUCUGGGCGGCUACAGACACCGGCUGACUGGUAUAGAGUACCACCACGCUGCUGUCCAAACCCUGCACAUUAGGAGACCUGACAGAGGAGUGGUUGUCUUCAGCCGUGACACACAGACAGUACAGCUGAAGUCUCAGACCCAGCAGUGUCCGGUCGACGUCUCCUCCCAGACGUCCACAGUGGGCUGCUACAUCUCCUCUAUGAAGGACAAGCUGAUCAGCCCUGGCAAAUACACAACUGCUGACGAGUAUCAUGAGAGGAGGCUGAGAGCUGUGAUCUGUCUGCAGUCGUUUACCCGGCGCUGGCUGGCUCAGCAGGAGGUGGCCGGGCUGAGGAGGGAACGGAACCGGCGGAUAGCCUGGCUUGACAUGCAGGACAGGAUGAGGGCGGAGGACAAGGAGAAGCAGCUGAGAGACCGUCGCCAACGCUGGAUGAACCCGCAGACGAGAGAGGACUUCAACCUGAAGUACCAGGCUCUAGAGAAGUGGAGGUGUGAGGAGGAGCAGCGGAUUAACUCGUCCCUGCAAGGAGCUGAGAGGAAGGUGGCUCUCUGCGAGCUGCUGGACCAAGAGACGCAGCUCAUCGGCGCCAUUGAACGCCAUCGCAUUGCCUUCCAGAAAGACAACUACCACAGAAGUGUCAGGAACUUCCUGGACAAGUGUGCGGCUCCUCGUCAGUGGCGAGCAGCUGACGGUCGGCUGAUGAAGAAGGAAAGUCAACUCACCAUCAGAGCGAAAGAGCUUCGAGAUCUGUACAACAACAUCAACCAAUCCACUGACAGCCAGGAUCAGAGACUCAGCGUCCUCAUGAAACUCAAACACACCGUCAAUGAACAUAAGUGUCAGCUGACCCGGGAAAUCGUGGAUUUGAUCGACAGGGAGGUGGACCUGAUGUUUCGGAACCUUAACACAAAAGACCUGGAGGGGUUGAAGAGGAGGAUCUCCACUUUGUUCCUCCAAUACAUCAAGACACCAGAGUUUAACCCUGAGGUGACCAAGCUGCUGAAGUAUCCCUCCAAGUCAAAGAACGACAUGGCCCUGUGCCUUGCCUGUCAUCGCUACCUUCCCUCUACCGACUUCAGGCCAUCCGUCAGAACCGAUUUGAGCGGUCGGUGCCGCCAUUGCACUGGACUUGACAACAUAGCAAGAUGCCGUGAAGACUUAUCCUGCUACAAAAACAUCCUGAGGAGGCUGAGAGCUGACGAGUUGCAGAUCAACAAGGAAACAAAGAUUCCCUUCCUGCUGCAGGUGGAGGACGUGCAGUACCUGAUUGAGGGUGUCUGGGCCUCUCGCUCGGCCCUUAGUGCCAGCAGUGACCUCUACAACCUGGUGUUCGUCCGCUGGGAGAACCAGAGGGACUGGAGCCCCUGGAACUGCAUCCUGCUGUCCAAAGAAGAAGCUCCUGUUCACAUGGUGGUAGAAGACGUCCACGAGGUGUAUGGGCCGACGUUCAUCCACAGCAUCAAUCUCAAACACAUGCAGGCUCGGCGCCAUUUCAGCCAGAUCUCCAACAUAGUCAAGUACAUGGACUCUCAGCUGACCGUUUCCCUGGGCAACCAGCUUGUCUCCAAGCCCAUCCCCAUGGCGACAGUGAUGGCCACCGACAACACGCCGGCCUCAAGUCAUUAAGAAACAAACAU
This is a messenger RNA of Morone saxatilis (striped sea-bass), 2388 nucleotides long. It is a transcript of the gene iqub, whose product is annotated as IQ motif and ubiquitin domain containing. The transcript is spliced from 13 exons. Gene Ontology annotation, cellular component: motile cilium; acrosomal vesicle. Gene Ontology annotation, biological process: cilium assembly. The record is from RefSeq and is a predicted model, not a curated record. The coding region runs from base 167 to 2377 and encodes 736 amino acids. NCBI's taxonomy places the organism in Eukaryota, Metazoa, Chordata, Actinopteri, Moronidae. Gene Ontology annotation, molecular function: protein binding.